Molecule: messenger RNA, 396 nt
Organism: Striga asiatica
Lineage: Eukaryota; Viridiplantae; Streptophyta; Magnoliopsida; Lamiales; Orobanchaceae
Source: the annotation of a GenBank genome assembly
AUGCCGACUUUCCCCCUCCAUUUCUGGCCGAUGAGUUUGCUUCCGAGGACGAAUGAGCACGAGACGAUCACGGCUCGACCGAGGCCGCUCACGAAUAGGAGCCCAGCGUAUAUCCACACGUUCACGGAAAACACGGUUAGGCACCCAAAAACCGACAUGAUGAGGCACGAUAGGGCCAACAUGUUCUUCUGGCCGAGGCUGGAGUCGGCCAACAUGGAGGGGGCUGGGCAGUUGAUCAGGCAGCUAAGGAAGAAGGACAAGGCGGGCAGGCCAUGGACGAUCGGGCUCGCGCACUGGAGGGCCCAUUGGGACACCGUGGACGAGUGCACAGGAGAAUUCCAAGACCACGAGCCCUCCGGCAGCCGGCACAUGUCAGAGCACGCGACGAGGGAUUGA